AUAUUACCACGACGAUAGCCGUUCCUCGUGACAGUGCUCGACGAACGGCUAAGCUUCACCAUACCACGUUUUCGAUUACCGAUCUCAUCUCCGUGGUUAUCCUUGUACAGAGUAUACACAUCCAUAUUAGCUAGUGCUAUCUAAGUAAACGUUAAUUAAAUUAAAGAAAAAAAAAAUUAAUAAUAAGAAAGUAGAGAAACGAGAAGCGCGCCACCAUGGUAUGUUCUAUUGAUGAUAUCGCCGACGAACUUCCCCCUGAACAAAUUGCUGUCCUUCGCAAAGCGUUCGACAGCUUCGACAGGGAGAAGAGUGGCAGUAUUCCCACCGACAUGGUGGCCGACAUCCUAAGAUUAAUGGGUCAACCGUUCAACAAGAAGAUCCUGGAUGAGCUGAUCGAGGAAGUCGACGCGGACAAAUCAGGACGCCUCGAAUUCGAAGAGUUCGUCACAUUGGCUGCUAAAUUCAUCGUCGAAGAGGAUGCGGAAGCAUUGGAGAAGGAACUUCGAGAAGCUUUCAGGCUCUACGACAAAGAAGGAAAUGGCUACAUACCAACUACAUGCUUGCGUGAAAUCUUGAGAGAACUGGAUGAUCAACUGACCGACGAGGAAUUGGAUAUCAUGAUUGAGGAGAUCGACUCCGAUGGAUCUGGCACCGUUGACUUUGAUGAAUUCAUGGAGAUGAUGACCGGAGAAUAAACGCCCGUACGUGCCAGUGUUUUGCUCGAUUCAAAGACAAUAUGUGCGACGGUCACGUUACUUUCAACUAAUUUUAUCCGCGUGUUUCUAAAGAAAAAUUAAAAAAAAAA
Osmia lignaria (orchard mason bee) is the source of this 805-nucleotide messenger RNA. It is a transcript of the gene TpnCI, whose product is annotated as troponin C type I. Lineage: Eukaryota; Metazoa; Arthropoda; Insecta; Hymenoptera; Megachilidae. Gene Ontology annotation, molecular function: calcium ion binding. The record is from RefSeq and is a predicted model, not a curated record. Gene Ontology annotation, cellular component: myosin II complex.